Paraglomus brasilianum is the source of this 655-nucleotide messenger RNA. The record is from the annotation of a GenBank genome assembly. Lineage: Eukaryota; Fungi; Glomeromycota; Glomeromycetes; Paraglomerales; Paraglomeraceae.
AUUCCAAACACCAACUCAAGCGAGGAAUUAUGCGCAGAGUACCUCACUCAACCAUGCAACAAGUCAUUGGACGAUGGAAAAUAUCACGCAUACUUCACGGCAAUCAACAAUCUCAAUUACAAUAUUGCCGAGAAACGUAACGGAGUAUGGUUUAGCAUUUUCCUAGCCGACACCGCGUAUGACGUACAGCAAGACAUUGGAAUGCAAGUGAGAGCGUAUGACUCAGAAUUCGAUCCUCGAACGUUGGAUCCAAAAACAAUAGAUAGGGUCAAACAUGAAGACCCUCACUUCUUUGACGACCUCGACAACCGAAACACUCAUAUAAUCGGUUACAAACAAAACAAUUGGAUGUUUAUGUCGAGGAAAAUAAAAAAGAAGAUGAAAUCUUCAUUUGCAAAUUGGUUGGGCAUUCCGCCCAUAUAUCGCAAGCAACCAUUUAUUCGUACGCUGUAUGAAGCGGUUGCUGAUCCGAUCAGCACAUUUAGUGCCAGCACGCUCCAACCAAACUCUCCAUUAUAUGGGCAUUUAUUUGUUGGCACGUUCGAUUGGUUCACGGAAGAGAUCGUGGAGAGCAGAACGCGAACUAUUCUCGAUUCUCUUGGUUUGAUGUCCGGAUUCUACGCCCUGGUGUUUGGAAUCUACGUUUGUUUAUUUG